UUGACACAAGUACACAAAGCCUAGAUUCAAACAAGACACAUGAAAGUACUGUUUUUACCGACAUGAAAAUCAGUGACCUACUAUAGCCGGUAACAUUUCAGACACAAACUCAGAGUCUUCUCAUGUUACUCUUUCAUCCCACUUUCUUCCUUAAAGUUUAGCACAUGACAUGAUUGUACACUUACAUCAAAACAUCCAUCUCUCUUUUCUCUUCCCACUAUUUCCCCCUUUACAUUUUCUGUGCCCUAAAUUCAAGAACCUGAGGGGUUGGAAUUGUUGUGUGGAUAGGAAGUUGGAAGAAGGGCUUGGGAAGGUUUUUUGGUUGAUGUAAUGGAUGCUUUAAAUGGAGUUCAGUGGGGGUCUUGGGGGAACCAAUCUGAGAUUGUUUUUUCGGAUCGAAAGGUAGUUAGGGGGGCUAGAUUUGAACAUGGUGUUCCUGAUCAAGAGUUGAGGAGAAUUGAGAAUGGGUUUUUAGGUCAAGGUCAGGUAGAUGGAAGGAGAAUUGAGAAUGGGUUUUUAAGUCAAGAGUUAAGUGGAAUUGAGUUGGUUCCGAAUCCGCCUACACUUACUCAUGUAGCUCCGAGUUCGAGUGUCAGUGCUGAGGAUGGGUCGCAGGAAGACUGUGAUUUUUCUGAUGCCAUAUUGGGUUAUAUAAGUCAGGUGCUUAUGCAAGAAGACAUGGGGGACCAGACUUGUAUGCUUCAAGAUUCUUUGGAUCUUCAAGCUGCUGAGAAGCCCUUUUAUGAUGUCCUUGGGAAAAAGUAUCCUCCUUCUCCUCAACAGGGUCUGCCAGAUUUAGGCGACCAAUAUAGGUUCGGCCUAAAUGAACAGGAUGCGGUAGCUGAUUAUGGUCAGUUUAUUGAUCCCUAUUGGAGUAACUACCCUGUGGACUACAAUGGCUCCCAGGUGCAAACUCCCCUGGCUUCUACUGUUACUCAUACAAUGGUCAAUCCAGCAAACAGUUCUAUAAAGUUUAUAGAUGGAUUCUUGGACUCUCCUAUAAGCCCUCUACAAGUACGAGAUUUAUAUAAUGAGAGCCAAUCAAUUUGGCAAUUCAAGAAAGGGGUUGAAGAAGCAAAUAAGUUUCUUCCGAGUAGUAACAACACAUUAGUCAAUUAUAACUUUAAUGAGUUGAUACCACAAGAUCUGCAGAUAAAUACCAGUGAACUUGCAACGGAAGUGGAGAGGAGCAAUGAGCUCCAAUACUUGCCUACUGGGUCAAGGGGCAGGAAGAUCUCUCACAGGGAUGAUAUAGGAAUAGAACAAGAGAGAACUAGCAAGCUAGCAGCAGUUUACCAGGAAUCAACUUUGCGUGAUGAUGAGUUCGAUACGGUUUUACUUUGCAGUGAGGGGAAAGGUAAAGCCGUUCUGGAAUCUUUUCGUGAAACUCUGAGGAAUGAUAAAAGUAAGUUUGCCGAACAAAUUGCGCAAUCAAAAGGAUUUAGUAGAGGUAAAGGUCGUGGUAAGAAACAGACCAAGAAAAAGGAAGUGAUUGACUUGAGAACCCUUCUGAUAAGCUGUGCACAAGCUGUUGCUGCUGACGAUCGCAGAAAUGCAAAUGACCUGCUGAAACAGAUCAGACAACAUUCUUCGCCUUUUGGUGAUGGAAAUCAACGAUUGGCUCACUGCUUUGCUGAUGGUCUCGAGGCACGCUUGGCCGGCAAUGGUACUCAGAUUCAUAAAGCUCUUGUCAGUAAGAAAACAUCUGCUUCUGAUUAUCUAAAAGCCUACCACCUAUAUCUUGCAUGCUGUCCUUUCAGAAAAAUUUCAAAUUUUGCAGCUAACUUUACAAUUAGAACAAAAGCUGGAAAUAAUAUGAGGAUACACAUUAUAGAUUUUGGGAUCCUUUACGGUUUUCAAUGGCCCACCUUCAUGCAACGUAUCUUAGACAGAGAGUGUGGUCCUCCAAGUCUUCGAAUAACGGGUAUAGACUUUCCCCAACCAGGUUUUAGGCCAGCAGAACGAAUUGAAGAGACUGGUCGUCGGUUGGCAGAUUAUGCUCGAGAGUUUGGUGUGCCAUUUGAAUACACUGCCAUAGCAAAGAGAUGGGAAACUGUAAAACUCGAGGACCUAAAGAUUGACAAAGAUGAAUUUCUAGUUGUCAACUGUUUGUAUAGAUCUAAAAACUUGCUUGGUGACACUGUGGUGGUAGACAGUUCCAGAGACAUUGUUCUCAACCUAAUAAGGCAGAUUAAUCCUAAUAUUUUCGUCCACGGGGUUAUAAAUGGGGCUUUCAGUGCCCCAUUCUUUGUCACACGCUUCCGUGAAGCUCUAUUCCACUACUCGGCUCUGUUUGAUAUGCUCGAGACUAAUGUGCCUCGAGAGCAUGUUGAGAGAAUGCUGAUAGAGAGAGAUAUAUUUGGGAAGGAAGCUCUGAAUGUCAUAGCUUGUGAGGGAUGGGAGAGAGUCGAGAGGCCAGAGACAUAUAAGCAGUGGCAAGUUCGUAAUAUGAGGGCAGGCUUCGUGCAGCUCCCUUUUGACAGGGUUACUGUAGAAAGGGCAAAAACAAAGGUGAGAUCAAACUACCACAAAGAUUUCAUUAUUGAUGAAGACGACAAGUGGCUGUUGCAGGGAUGGAAAGGGCGCAUUAUAUAUGCCCUAUCUUGUUGGAAACCUGUCUAGAUAACUUGAGGGUGUGUUUUCUAAAUAUGUCUAAUAUGCUUGAGAAAUUUAACACCUGCAGCAGUGUUACAAGAUUCCGAUGAAUAGUCCUAUUCAUACAUCAGAGUUGUCGUCAGACGACUGGUAUCAGAUGACAGUUCAGGCUGAGGUAACAUAUAAAACCUUCUGCAUCUUACUGCACCAAACUUCUAUGUUCUAAUCGACUAGACAUAUGAGAAUGAGGCCCAUAUGUAAUUUAAACGUCAUCUCAUGAUCAUUAGAUGUUUAACGAGUAGUGAUAAACUGUAACAUCGUCCAUUAUGAAUACCAACUAAUGGUUUGAAGAUGAUAUGUAUAGUACCAGUUCAUCAACUUAAAAAGUUCAUGUCUCUAGUUAAGUAGUCGCGCUUUUUAAUAAAUAUACCUCUUUAGCUGUA
Molecule: messenger RNA, 3038 nt
Organism: Daucus carota subsp. sativus
Lineage: Eukaryota; Viridiplantae; Streptophyta; Magnoliopsida; Apiales; Apiaceae
Product: scarecrow-like protein 9
Exons: 2
Coding region: 331-2622 (763 amino acids)
Biological process (GO): regulation of DNA-templated transcription
Cellular component (GO): nucleus
Molecular function (GO): sequence-specific DNA binding; DNA-binding transcription factor activity
Source: RefSeq, a predicted model, not a curated record